This is a messenger RNA of Anopheles merus, 3437 nucleotides long. Its product is annotated as transmembrane protein 47. The transcript has 7 exons. Lineage: Eukaryota; Metazoa; Arthropoda; Insecta; Diptera; Culicidae. Gene Ontology annotation, biological process: cell-cell adhesion. The record is from RefSeq and is a predicted model, not a curated record. Gene Ontology annotation, cellular component: cell-cell junction; membrane. The coding region runs from base 1376 to 1987 and encodes 203 amino acids.
AUCGUUUAACGGGGAAAGUGUAUUGUCCGAAUUCUGCUUGGUCUUAUUUAUAAAGUCACAAAAGUCUCCUUGUUGGAAAGAUCGCUCUGGCGAAGAAGAAACAGUAAAAAAAGAAGAAAAACUAACUCCCCAGGUACGGUAAAGAAAGUGCAUUCUGGUGCCCGUCUGGUGCAAUCGAGGGUAAACCCGGAACGGUCCAGUUUUCCGCGCACGGUACCAGUCCGCAGAGUGAAGAAGCGUAGUGAAGAAUCGUGCUGGUUGGUGUUUUGUGGUCGCGGUGCGUUUUUUUUUUUUGCGUGUGUCCUCCCCUGUAUUCGAACGUAUCGUAUCGCUCACGGGCGAGGGUGGGGUGUUUGUUGCUUUGUAGUUGUUGUUGUUUUUUAUUCGCUCCUCCCAUCUAUCUAGCUGGUUCUUUUCCACCCUUCUGGCCCAUUUAGGUUUUUUGUUGGUGGCGUUUUCGGGGCGCACAGUGUUGGUGCCGAAGGUGUCGAAGAACGAGAGUUGCGUGUGUGUGUGUGUGGUUGGCGAGGUCCGGCCGUUCGUGUUUGCGUGUGUUUGUGUGUGUGAACUAAUUACGCGUCGUUCCGGCUCGUCCCGCUUGGCCAUCAAACAUUCAUAAACUCAUACAAACUCACACUAGCAAAAACGUUUUUUUCCGGCACCAGCUGAUGCGUACCAGGUGCAGUGAGAGUGAGAGCAGGAGGGAAACGGUGGUGAACUAAUCAAUGUUCAAUAGCAGCAUCGGCAACGCCGUAUUCAUCGCCAUCCUCACCCACACGCCAACAGCUUCCUCGUGCAGCGACGCACCCGACUGCUCACAGUCCGGCAACUCGGAACGGUGCCGCCGCUGUGGUGUGUGCCUGUGUCUGCCCUAACCUUCUGCUCCGCGCUCGCGACUGCAGAGGCGACGACUGGACGCCGCCGCCGCCCAUCCACCGUAGUGGAACGGUUUAGAUGCACCGGCGACCACCGUGCUGCUGCGUACGACAACGCCGACGAGCAGCUCCGUGAGCGUGGCGUGCCGCUGGGACAACCACCGUUCGCGCUUUUUAAUGCUUCUCUGACGCUCUUGCCGUCCCGCUCCGUUACUGCUGGCCUGCCGCUGCUGCUGCUGCUGCUGCUACUGUUGCUGACACGAUCCGUGCCGCCGGACGGACUGCUCUGACCUCGCCUGAGUGAUUGAGCGGGUGUGUGUGUGUGUGUGUGCAUGCGCUUCCCUAGCGAGUCGGUUCGGCAGAAGUGCAAGAAGGCAGCCGCCAGCCAAACACCGCAACAGCGGGCAGUACGGUUCCCGCCCGCAGCUUAAGCUUCUCUUUAACCCCUACACGCUACUCUUUUUGCGCGCAGUACCAAACGUGGACCUUCGCCGGACAAAAUGGCACCAACGACAACAAUCGAAACCGUCACCAUCACGCGACCACUGAAGGUCAUCGCGUUCAUCUGUGGCGUAAUUGUCAUCAUUCUCAUGAUACUGGCCCUCACCUCCACCGACUGGCUGAUGGCGGAGAGCUGGCGCCAGGGCCUGUUUGUGCACUGCAUCGAGGAGGGGUACGAGCUGCCGCUACCGUUCAACCUGCAGGAUCCGGCCGGCUGCUAUCCGAGCCGCGAUGUCGCCUACAUCAAGGCGACGGCGGCGCUCUGCAUCAUCACGCUCGUUACCGAUGCGCUGGCCACCUUCCUGACCGGGCUGGGGCUGCGCACGCAGGAUCACAACCUCAAGUACAAGUUCUACCGUGUGGCCGUGCUGAUCAUGAUGGUUGCCCUCAUCUCGCUGCUGGUCGCCGUCAUUCUGUACCCGAUUUGCUUCGCUGCCGAGCUGAAUAUUGCCAACCGACUGGUGUGGGAGUUCGGCUGGGCGUACGGUGUCGGCUGGGGUGCGGCCAUCUUCCUGUUCGGUGCGGUCGUCCUGCUGCUGUGCGACAAGGAGUCGGAGGAGAUCUACUACAAGGAAAGGAAAAUUGUACACGACGCAUCGUUAAGAGACUAGGCCAGGGCACACGCUCUGCCCGACGUUGUGCUUUAGACCUAGUCUAGCGAAGAGAGAGAACUCAAGAGAAGACCACGCUCAAAUCACACAAAUCGCCCCCCCCCCCCUUCCUUCACUUCCACACCCCCCUCCUCCCUUUCAUCGAAGCAAAACUGAGGCACCGAAACGACGGACAGCGGGAGACAAAGUCCCCGGGGCACAGCUUGGCGCGUUGUGCCUCAAAAGCAGCCUGAGCAGCAUUUACAACUGGACCAGCUGGCAAAGGGGAAGCAAAGGAUCAAAGCGCAAACCGCGAAGCCGCCAUCCCCGAAACACUUCGUACUGCAUCUCUAAAAUGCGCUAGACAGCCGAAGAAAUUCGGAUGUUCGUUGGUUGCGCUUUGCAAAAGCAACCUGAAACGGAAUGCGUGGGCGGUGGGGAGCAGCAGGGACGAGCGUCUAGUAUUUAUUGAAUUGCCACGAAUUGCCAUAAGUAUGCUCGCCCCAUCCUCCUCCCUCCCACCCCCAUCUACCAUUGAAUCUCAAUUGACGGCGGCAAAGUGGUGGAACUACAUUGGCGCGUACAAACGCUGUACAUACAAAAUCCUUUCGGUCCAAUUGGGGUUUGAGCAUUUGCUAGCGACAACAAAACAAAACCGAAGCAAAAAAAAAAAACCACAACAACAGGUAAAACAGAGCAAAACCACGGCAACCAUUCCCUUUCGUACUACAGCCAGGAACAUCAACCUCCCUCUCCCCUCCUCUUACCCUCAUCCCAAGCACGCGAGCAGCACGCGACAAUGAAACGAUAUCGAAACAAAAACACACAAAAUGGCGAGAGUGGACGCACGUGCGCGAAAAAGGCACGCAGCGGCGCUCGCACACACACACACACACACACGCCACACACAUCACGCUCUUGUUUUACAUUCUCUUGAAAACGAUCGGGCAGCGUUUUUCUUUUCCAGCGUCUUUCUUUUCGUCGUGUCUACUUUGUGGUAGCAUCUAGGCAAACAGACUAGACAAAGUAAAGCGAAGAACGGAAGGAAACAACAACAAACAUAAGGAAGACAACACAAAACACACACACACAUACACACAAAGAACACUUAGGGCUUAGCUUAACAGGGGCAACCAUCUCUAGGUGGUCCGCAAGCCGUCGGGAUUUGUGUAGCGAGCGGGACAGAAAAAGGCAGCAAAUUCGCUUAGGGCACACCCAGGCCAGGCCAGACGAGAGCUACAGUUGCCUUCCCUUCGCCCUUCCCUUCCUCUUCUCUCUCUCACCCCCCUCCUAUUUAACAAUCGAUCAACACACACACACACACAUACACAUACAAUAUAAAACAAAUAUGGUAAUUAAAAUCAAAGCGAAUUCUUGUCAUGUAAAUUAGAAUUGAAUACUCAAACGUUUUUAAACGAAUAAUCGAGCCUCUCGUGUAAUAUAUACAUACAUACAUACAUACAUGCAUGCA